AUGGCUAACUCUCGUCUCGGUGGGCAAGAACGCACACUUAUAGCCACCAUUGGAGAUGAGGACUCUAUCACUGGUCUACUGCUCGCUGGAACGGGUCACAUCACUCAGAAGGGAAGCAAGAAUUUCCUGGUGGUAGAUUCAAAAACCUCCGUCGAGACUAUCCAAGCUACAUUUGAUGAAUUUACAACAGGUCGAGAUGACAUUGCGAUUGUUUUGAUCAACCAGCACAUUGCGGACAAGAUCAGGCCUUCAGUCGACAAGUAUGUAGCCGCAUUUCCCGCGCUAUUGGAAAUCCCAUCGAAAGAUCACCCAUACGAUCCCGAGAAAGACAGCGUGCUAAAGCGGGUUCGAAAGUUGUUUGGGGAGUAG
This is a messenger RNA of Melampsora larici-populina 98AG31, 369 nucleotides long. RefSeq lists its product as uncharacterized. Gene Ontology annotation, biological process: proton transmembrane transport. The transcript is spliced from 6 exons. Gene Ontology annotation, cellular component: fungal-type vacuole membrane; proton-transporting V-type ATPase, V1 domain. The coding region runs from base 1 to 369 and encodes 122 amino acids. The record is from RefSeq and is a predicted model, not a curated record. Lineage: Eukaryota; Fungi; Basidiomycota; Pucciniomycetes; Pucciniales; Melampsoraceae. Gene Ontology annotation, molecular function: proton-transporting ATPase activity, rotational mechanism.